Vigna umbellata (rice bean) is the source of this 866-nucleotide messenger RNA. RefSeq lists its product as uncharacterized. NCBI's taxonomy places the organism in Eukaryota, Viridiplantae, Streptophyta, Magnoliopsida, Fabales, Fabaceae. The record is from RefSeq and is a predicted model, not a curated record.
ACCCAACAUCUUUCAUCAUCAUCAUCAUCAUCAAUAUCAGCACAUUCAAAAAGAGUUUCCACUAUUAUAUACGCAUACACUGAUCUAGUAUUCAUCAGGGUUGUGUUGUGUUUCAACAACAUUAAUUGAAGAAGACUUGGCGUUUACUGAUAGUUAUAACAGCUAUCAUGGGUUUGAAGAAGCGUGGCUUUGGUCAUAGAGCAUGGAACCUGCUGCGAGUGACAUUGCUGUGGGCACGUAAAGGUGGGGUGUUGAGACGGAGGGUAGCGAUGGAGCUGCGUCUUGUUCCAAAGUACUUGAAGCGUCUCGGGCACAGUAAUACGCCGCCCAGCCAUAUUCAUUACUUUGAGCGGGAGCUGUCCUUCGACAAGACCCCCAUUUUCCAUGUCAAGAUGUACCGUCCAACCUCUAUGCGCUUCCACUUGCCUCACAUUCCUUGUAUUAACCCACAAGUUGAUUUUGAAUAUGAUUUUAACGACGACGACGAUGAUGAUGUUGAAUAUGAUACUGUGAGAAAGAGUGCCCUCACGGCUGCAGGAGACCGUGACCAAGAAUUUUAUCAUGAUUAUGAAAGACGCCUGGAGGUGAUGUCUUGUGGUGAACAGGAGGAACAACAAGAAGCAGAUGCCCAAGGGAUAGAUAAGCGAGCCGAGGAGUUCAUAGCAAAAUUCUAUCACCAAAUGAAGCUGCAGCGCCAGAUUUCUCUUCUACAAUACAAUGAAACACCCAAUAGAGACACGACUUGUUGAGCAGUUUUACAAAACUACGUGCGGCUUACUUCAUUUUUCCUUCUUUUUCUGUUGAGAUUUGAUGCCACUGUCAAUGUUAAAACAUUUUAGUAAAAUAAAUGAGAGAGUACUUCGGGA